This is a messenger RNA of Amaranthus tricolor (Joseph's coat), 1646 nucleotides long. RefSeq lists its product as uncharacterized. Lineage: Eukaryota; Viridiplantae; Streptophyta; Magnoliopsida; Caryophyllales; Amaranthaceae. The transcript is spliced from 4 exons. The record is from RefSeq and is a predicted model, not a curated record. The coding region runs from base 442 to 930 and encodes 162 amino acids.
CAUUUUUGUAAAUAAUUUUUUAAUUCCCCACCAAAAAUAAAAAAAAGAAAAAGUUGUUGAAUUACUCUAACUGCUUUCUCCUCUCUAGUCUAAAUGAACUCAACCAUACUAUAAUAUAAAUGGCAAGUUCAGUUGCAACAUCAUCAUAAUUAGAAAAAUAAACACUAAAAAUGGUAUUAACCAAUAAUAUAAGUACAUCUUCUCAAACAAUGAAUUACUAUUUAAACACAAAUCCAAGGGUUUUCUCCAAUCUAGUUUAGAAAAUUGAGCUCAUAAUCUGAUAUAUUUCCUACCAGAAAGUAUCAGAAUGCAAGAAAGAACAGACAAUGACUAAAAUUAAAGCUUCCCAUCACUAUUUAUUGCCAUUUGUAUCAUUUGCUUCAUUUUAAGUAUUUCAUCACUCUUAAAUGCUUCACAUUCCUUUCCUCGAACCCUUCGAAAAUGGUGGUUCGUGCACUCGUUUAUGCUGUUCUUAUGAUCACUUCUGCAAUUUGCAAUUCAGGAAAUGCACAGACUACAGGGCAAAUUCUCACAAAAGCAUUGUCAUGCUUCAGUCCCAACAAUGUUUAUAGUAGUUGCGGUGAAGAAUACAGACUUACUCAGAGUGGAUACCUGAAUAUACCUGCUCCUGCAACGAAUCAGUUCUGCUAUGGACCUUGUUUGGCGGAAACACACCGUGUUCUUGAUUGUGUCGACCAUUCGUUGUCUAACUUUAUAUUCUACAACAAAGCCACAGUUAAUGACAUUCGGACAACACUUCAAGCAGCCUGCGGCCAUACACAUGAAAGAGGUAAUUUCAAUGUGGAAGAAUACAUGCAGGACUAUUUGCAGGAGGAAUGGAGCAGCGCAAAUAAAACUCCUCUACCAAACAAUUUUUUUACCUUGAUUUUCGCUUUCUCAGUACUAAUUUUGAUGAUCAAAGCUCUGUAAUGUCAAUUCUAUCUGGCAGGAAAACAAAUAAUAUUAGUUGGAAAAGGCAAGAUGUAAGCAAACAGCACCAAACUUUCUUCUCUAUAUAUUCAUUUCAUCAGAGAAGCAACCUAUGUUAUACUACUAUGAGCUUUAUGUAAACAGCAUAUUAUACCCACAUAAUAUCGUUUGUCUCGCACAAAAUAUUGUUAAGGGCAUAUCAGUUAUCUUGCGAACUAUUAUACAAGUUCACAGAUCACAAGCAAAAACAAUAACAGAUUUCUGAACUGAUAAAAACAGGCAAAAGUGUUAAAUUAGGCUGGACUUAUUGUGAAUGCCAGCAUAUUAACGGGGGGACGCAAGUGCACACACUUCAUAAGCCAAGGAGAUAUAUACCAUCCCAAAACCAUAUGGCAAUGGGAAGAAGGUCUCUAAUAGCUUAUAAAGCGUGUACACCAUUUUCAAUUUAUCGAUGUGGGAUAACUCAUCCCAACAAAAAGACACACAUAAAUAUACAGUGAGAAUCAGAAUUCAUAAACUGUGAAAGGAACUUUAGUAUGUACCUCUAUGAUUGAAUGGCGCCGAAAGGCUUGAGCUAAAAGCUAAAAGCUAUCAGAAGCAGACUACAUGAUAACAUAGCUCCUGGAAACAGAUUUUCUCACCAUAUAGAUACAUUAGAGGAUCAGAAGAAAGGAUUUAACCUGCAAAUCAGUUACGGAUUUACAGAAAUAUUGGGA